AUGCACACGACCUGCCGUCUAGGCUUUGCUGCUACCCAUUUUCCCACUCCCCUCCCCUGCCCCCCCCUUCCCCUCCCCUCCCCUCCCGUCCCCUCCCCUCCCCUCCCCUCCCGUCCCCUCCCGUCCCCUCCCGUCCCCUCCCGUCCCCUCCCGUCCCCUCCCGUCCCCUCCCGUCCCCUCCCAUCCCCUCCCGCCAACACAGAGAGAAGGAAAGUGGCUCAUAACGGGGAGCACUGGCCCGUGAACGCACAUGACCUGCUGUCGCUGCUGCUCUCCGUGCUCAUGCCCCCUUACCCAUGCCCCGCAGAGGAGAGAGUGGGUGCAUGGGGAGAUGGCGGAAAGUGGGUGUGCAUGCUGCCAACUGCCAUCCAAGAAAACCCUAUAGUGUACAG
Messenger RNA from Closterium sp. Naga37s-1, 392 nucleotides. NCBI's taxonomy places the organism in Eukaryota, Viridiplantae, Streptophyta, Zygnematophyceae, Desmidiales, Closteriaceae. The record is from the annotation of a GenBank genome assembly.